This is a messenger RNA of Caenorhabditis angaria, 1827 nucleotides long. The record is from the annotation of a GenBank genome assembly. Lineage: Eukaryota; Metazoa; Nematoda; Chromadorea; Rhabditida; Rhabditidae.
AUGGACUACUUAAUGGAUAAAUAUUUGUUCGAACGACUUCCGUUUGAUACGGAUCCGGAGACUAGAAAAAUCUGGGGCCAACGAGCACUUCAUAUGGUUCAAGUGUUUGAUUGGAUUUGCAAGUAUCAAGAUCCAUCGCAAAUCUAUGAGAAUCAUACGUCGUUCUUAUUUGGGGAACUUUUAUUUUUCCUUCUAGCUGCACUCACUUUUGUUCAUGGUAAGUUCAAGAAUCUUCAUUUUUUUCAAAUAAUUAUAUUUAUUUCAGCGUGGAGAAUUGGAACUCGACAUGUUCUCGUUUGGUUCGGUAUCCUGAUUCACGCCUUGAACGUUGAGAAUUUGUGCUAUUGGAUUCCGGAUAUGGAUAAUUUCUGGCAAGCUCAGGGAAUUUUGACAUUCUUCGGCGCUCGUGCUCCACUUUACAUUCUCAUUGGUAUUUAUCAUAUGUUCGAUUAUACUGCAUUUGUGUUGGCUAGCAGGUAACAUUUUUUCUAGAAACAAAAAAAAACCCAGCAUCUUGAAUUUCCAGACUCCAUCUUCCAUGGUGGGCUUAUGGUCCAGCAGUAGGUCUUGGCGCAGUGAUGCUUGAUAUGCCAUACGAUAUAAUGGGAAUCAAGCUUGUCUGGUGGACAUGGCAUGAUACUGACCCGAACAUCUACGAUCGUAUGAACUGGGUUCCAUGGAACUCGUAUUAUUUCCACGCCUCCUUUGCUUGCUCAUUCACCUGGCUUCUUCUUGGAUCAAGACAUCUUUUAGUUGCAAAAGAAUAUGACUGGAAGAAAUUACCAAGAGAGAUUCUUUGCGUUUUCAUCGCUGGAACUGGAGCAUUCUGGUUAGGAACAAUUCAAUUCGCGUUGCUCUAUCAUCCACUUCACGACAUUUUCAAAGUGCAUUCCGAAUAUACCACCACAUUCUUCCUUGCCUUCUACGCAAUCAUUGUGUUCCUCGCUGAUCGUCAAAACAAGAAUCCAGCAGCUAGAACUGGCAACAAAUAUUGGUUUGAUGAACUUGCGUGUGCCAUUGCAAUUGAAUAUUUGUUCUUUAUGAUUGCUGUGAUCGUUUCGGAUCCAUUGAAUAUUAUUAGUGAGGGUUUGCAUCAACCAAUUGGACCAUGCAAUGAGACGCAAAAGGUUCAAACUCCAACAGGUUUGGUGCUUCAGAAGCAAAAGUAUUUCUGUUUGGAAGAUUAUGAUGAGAAAUAUAUUGAUUUUCAUUGUGUACCUGGAGGUGUUCCAAAAGCGGUAAGUGUUCAAAGGAUGAAAUAUCAAACAUUAUAUCUCCAAAAAAUUUUCCAGCAAGAACCAGGCGAGCCUCUCGAAUGGUACGCUGUAUGCGGAACUGAUUACGACAACCGUGCCGAGUACAUCACAAUCAUCUGGGGCAUCUGCUUCCUCUUCUCGUUGAUUUGGUAUCAAGUUGCUGCGCGCUCUGGAGAAACUCCUGUCGAUCCAGUGAAAAUCUACAAACGGAAGAAGGUUGCGGAAAAAUCAACGGAGAACUCGAAAAAGGUUAAAACUCAAUAAUUUUGUUUUCUUUAUAAGUCAUACAUACAUAAACUAAAUCAGUUUUGAAAAAAAAAUUUUGAUAGCAUGUUAUAUUUUCAAUCCCGCAUGAUUUCAGCUUGAAUCCUCCCCUCUGUUGAGUCCAACAAUGUUCAAAAAUCUUUAUCCAUCGCCGCCGCUCAAACCUUCAACACCCAUCAAAUCGACACCAACAUUUGUGGCGCCUAUAACAACUGCACGGCGCCCGGCGGUGGCAACAAUACACACCGAUACACCAUCAAGAAACCUGCGAAAGCGAACAGCAAUCAGCUAUAAAGAACAAAUCUAA